AUGUUUCUGAUGGAUGUGCUGCGCGGGCAGAUAGUCGAUCGGACGGGCAGAAACCCGAGCCGGCUGAAGCUGCUCGUCAUCCCCCUCCCCCUGUUGACCGUCCCCCAGCAGUUUUCCACCUCGAACCCAACACAAACUCGAAAGCCCUAUACGAAGCCUGAGACCGUGCUUCGGCGCUCCGAGGAGCUACUCUCCGUCAACCAGCCCAUGUCCGCCUUGGCAUCGAUCUCUGAAAUCUUCUCCUCCAAGCGAUUCAGGCAGACACCGCUCUCAUCCCUCGAACCGAUCAUGCUCCGAUUCAUCGAUCUCUGUGUCCUCCUCCGAAAGACCAGGAACGUCAAGGAGGGGCUACACAUGUACAAGAACGUAGCCCAGAACACCAGCGUCAGCAGCGUCGAGAUGGUCAUCCAGCACUUCAUCACAAAGUCCAAGGAGAAGCUGGUCGAAGCCCUGGCCAAGGUCGACGAGAUCGAAGGCCCGCUCGUCACCGAGGGAGCCGAGCAGGAGAUCGCUGCCGCCCUCGUCGACGAUCUCGAGGCCACCGAAACCCCAGAGAGCCUGCUGAUGUCCACCGUCAGCGAAGAAAAAUCCAGAGACCGUACCUACCGUGAAUUGGUCACCCCCUGGUUAAGAUCGCUCUGGGAGGCCUACCGAACUGCUCUUGAUAUCCUCCGGAACAACUCUCGUCUGGAAAACUUCUACCAGCAAAUCGCCACCGAGGCUUUCGAGUUCUGUCUCACUCACACCCGCAAGACCGAGUUCAGGAGACUGGCUGAGACGUUGCGAUCGAACCUCGCUUCAUCCCAAAAGUACACCAACCAGGCCCACUCUAUCAACCUAUCCGAUCCGGAUGUGCUCCAGCGUCACCUCGAGACCCGUUUCCAACAGCUCAACACAUCCGUCAAGCUCGAAUUAUGGCAGGAAUCUUUCCGGACCGCCGAAGAUAUCCACGGUCUCAUCGGCUUGAGCAAAAAGGUGCCCAAGAGCCAUGUCAUGAGUGCCUUCUACGAAAAGAUGAUCAAGGUCUUUGGUGUCGGCGAAAACCAUUUGUUCCACGCGGCUGCCUACAACAAGUAUUUCACCAUCCAAGCCAACAUUGUCGCCGAUCAACCGGAGAAACUCAAAAAGUUGUCCGGUCUCGUCUUACUAUCUGCCCUCGCCGUACCCGUCGUGGGCCCGAACACGUCUACCCACGAAUCUCAUCGGAAGGUGAGGGAAAACGAGGAGGAUGCCAACAGCUUGGCCAAGACCAAACUGGGUCGUCUCGCUAGCUUGCUGGGCUUGACUUCCUUGCCCACUCGUGCCAACCUGCUGAAAGAUGCUCUGAUGAGAGGAGUCUUGAAGAAGUCAUCGCCAGAGUUGCGCUCGUUAUACGAAAUCCUUGAAGUCGAUUUCCAUCCCCUCUCGAUCACUUCCAAGAUCCAGCCCAUCCUACAGCAACUUUCUGAGGAUGAAGAAACCAAGCGAUACCUCGAACCGCUCAAAGAGGUCGUCCUGACCCGUCUGUUCCAGCAACUCUCCCAAGUCUAUGAUUCUCUCAAGCUAAAUCGAGUGAUCAAAUUAGCGUCCUUCGGGGACUCGGACCCUGAGAACUUGAGAGUCACUCGGAUCAGAGUCGAAAAGUUUUUGAUGGAAGCUUGUAAACGCGGGGAAUUGGAGGUCACGUUGGACCAUUCGAGCCAGCUGAUCAAAUUCACUGACCGAUUGUUCGAGAACGACACUAACAAUCAAAUCAGCUCAACCCAACUUCCGAUGUCGAACAUCCCAUCUUUGUUGAGCUUCAACAGGGACCAAGACUUGGUCCCCACGCAGAGUCUCACCAAGAGCGGCGUCCUUCAACCCAACUCGGCCAGCUUACUUCGCACUCAUCUGACCCGCUUGGCUAGCGCCCUCACCGUAUCCCUCAACCACAUCAUGCCCGUUCUUUCGACGAUCAAUCAGACUACCGCCCCUGACCUUGAUCUGGUGAAAUCGGUCGCCCUCCAAGCCUUGCAGAUUGACGGGCCCAAGCAGAGAAAGAUGCUACAGAAACGAAAGGUAACGAUCGAAGAACGAAAACGAAAGGUGGAAGAGCUCAAACAGAAGCAGGACAUCGAGGAGGCUAAAGCCAAAGCGCUGAGAAUCAUCCAGAUCCAGGAAGAACAGCAGAUCCGACUGCAGAAGCAGAAUAAGGAGAGAGAGAUCAAGAAGCUCAAGGAUGAAGCCGACAAGAUCCGGGCUGCUGAAGCCGAGAAAGUCGCCAUCGCCCUGGCCGCGCAAGCCGGUCUCAAUGUUGAUAUUAAGAACUUGAAGGGCGUAGAUACCAACAUGAUCAUCCAGAUGGGAGUCGAACAGAUCGAAAAAGAAAAGAAAGAAUUAGCUGCGAAGAUGAAGACGGUCAACAAACGACUAGAUCACACCGAACGAGCCUUGCGACGAGAAGAAAUUCCACUGCUGGAGGAAGAUUAUAAACUGCAGCAAACUAGAGAUGAGGCGAACAUGAAGAAGUUGCAACAGGAGUUCAUCGAAGGCUUACAAACCAAGCACGCCAAUGAAGUGACGAUCAAACACAAACUGAAGAAGAUGAUGCCCGAUUUCCUCAAGUUCAAAGAGCGGGUGGCCAACCAGCGAGGCCAUGAUUACAAAAAAGCCAAGGAAGAGUCGUUGAUCAAGAUUGAGCAAGCGAAGAUCGAGCGACGAGCGCAAGUGGUGCGGGAGCGCAAGCUUGCGAAGGCCAAGAAGCUUGAGGAGGAGCGACUGGCCAAGGAGAAAGAGGCUGAGGAGCUCAGGAUGAAGGAAGAGGCCGAGCGGCUCGAGGAGGAACGAAAGAAGAAGCAGGCCGAGAUCGAGGAGCAGGAUCGCAUCUUCAGGGCCGAGGCCGAAGCCAAAGCCAAGGCUAUGCGCGAAGAGCGUGAGAAGGAGAGAGCUGCUGCUGCUGAAAGUGCUGCUAGACAAGCCCAGAGAGAAGCCGAAGCUAUGGCGAAGCGAGAGAACAGGAAACUCGCCGAACGAGCUGCUGCGCCUCUAUCUUCCACAGUGCCAGCUGUGAAGGCUAGCGAGCCAUGGCGCCGUCCAGGGAUGGGCGACUCGGGGGCCGCGCCCGUGAGUGGAGUGACUGCGGCGACGGCGACGGGCGAGGUCCGGUCUCCGAUGGUUCCAGCGCCGGCGGAGAUCAAGCAGCGACCGACGAUCUUGCCCGGCGCAGCGAAGGCGGGCGGUUGGCGAGAACGGAUGGCGGCGAAGGGCGGCGAGGAGGCGGACAGCGGGGCCAGCUCUGGUGGUGAUCACUCCCCCGCAGUGAACACCCAGCGGAACCACGAGCCAUCAGCAGAAGAUGCCCUCCGCCCACCGCCGCUCCUCGCUCAGAAGCCCCGCCGCUGCCAGAGCAGGAACGGCCCCGCACCCCGCCGGGCUCCUCAGUGGCCGGCACGCCCGAGCCGGAUCCCGUGCCGGGUCCACUCUGGAGGGCUCGCGCGGGCCCGGCCCCGGAGCCCUGCGGCUGCCCGUCGCGCCGAGGGUCCGCGGCUCCGGCUCUCCAGCUGCCCGCUCGAGCGCACCCUCGUCUCCGAGCCCCACCAGCGCACACUGUUCCUCCCCGUCAGCCGCGCCCGCCAUGCCCUCUCGCCCUGCCUCUCGGCGCCCUCCACGAUCCGCUGCUCGCUCUCGACCCGGGAGCCCGGCGGCUGCAAACAGCUGCUCCAGAGGCUCAGCCGGCCGGCGCCUGCCCAGCCCCCCGGCCCUGCGAGCCUGUCGCACGGCAAGGCGUACACCCUCUCGCCCUCCUGGUGCUCGCCCAGCAUCCACCGCGCCGCACGCAAGCACACCCGCCCCGCCAACCCGAUCCUCUCCGUGUUCCUCAAGAACAACGGCGGCGCCGGACCCCGCCCGGGACUCCGCUAUCCGGCUCGCCCUCCUCCGACGCCAGCGCCUCCUCGCGCCUCCACGGCUCGGGCUGGAAUCGCAGCCCUCCUGGGGACCGCCCGCGCCUACGAAUGCCCCGAGGAGAACCAGGAGGAGGUCGACCGGAACGGCUUCUUCCACCAGGGCUUCCACGUCGGAUGGGACAUGCACCACAUCGGCUGGGCCGUUGCGGGCGUCAUGGCCGCCAUCGCAUCCCUUGCCAGCCUGGCUAACAUAUAG
This is a messenger RNA of Puccinia triticina, 4119 nucleotides long. RefSeq lists its product as uncharacterized. NCBI's taxonomy places the organism in Eukaryota, Fungi, Basidiomycota, Pucciniomycetes, Pucciniales, Pucciniaceae. Gene Ontology annotation, cellular component: multi-eIF complex; eukaryotic translation initiation factor 3 complex, eIF3m; eukaryotic translation initiation factor 3 complex, eIF3e. Gene Ontology annotation, molecular function: translation initiation factor activity; mRNA binding. The coding region runs from base 1 to 4119 and encodes 1372 amino acids. The record is from RefSeq and is a predicted model, not a curated record. Gene Ontology annotation, biological process: translation reinitiation; formation of cytoplasmic translation initiation complex. The transcript has 14 exons.